AUGGAAAGCCCAAUCUCGGAAUCCUUACUUUCUUCCGACUCAUUCCACUCUAAACUUGAAAAGGUUAUCAUAACAACAUAUGAAACGUUAGAAAUUUGGAAAAAAUACGAGAAUGAUUAUAAUGGGUUAAAAGAGGUCUUGGAGAAUUUGGAUCAAGAGACGGAGUAUAAAGUUAUGGUUCCGAUCGGAAACCUAGCGUUUAUGCCAGGAAAACUUAUUCAUACAAACGAAAUUAUGGCAAUGCUUGGUGAAAAUUGGUUUGCAGAACGUUCAGCUAAACAAUCAAUUGGUAUCGUGGAGAGAAGAAUUGAAAAAAAUCAAAGAACUAAAAUAGGGAUGGCUACUGAUGUUUUAGAAUUAAACCACACAGAAAGGUUAAAUGAAGAAGGAUUACCAUUUGUAGAAAUAGAAGAUAAAGAACGUGCUACUAUUAGUACGAUUGGAGGAAUUAAAGAAAAUCCUUCUCAAAAUACUAAAUUAAGAAAGAAUACGGCAAUUAAAUCCGUAGUGAAAGAAAAAGAAACAUCACAAGGUGGAAAGGAUGUUGAUGUUGAUAAUAUGGAGAAUGAAAUAUGGAUGAAAGAGCGUCGCCUUGCUUUGGUUUCUUCACUCGCCAAUUUGAAAGAUAUUCGUCUUGGUAUUGAAGGUGCACAUUGGCUUCGUAAACUUUUACAAAAUACAGCAAAGGAACCUUUGACUGCAGCUAUAGGAGGCUUACCCCUUGGACUUAAAGCAGCUAUAGAAAAAGAACUAGAGUUAUUAAAAUCAUUUGGGAUUACACCAGUAUUUGUAUUUAAUGGAUUAAGUGUUAUUCGUAAAGAUAAACCUUUCUCAACAGAAGAUAAUAGACCAGCGAAACGAGCUCAAGCAUGGGAUAUUUAUGAGAAGAAUCGAGGGAUUACUUGGGGAGUUCCUGUAUCUAUUCAUCAACCAGAUUUACUUUGUUUUGUCUUUGAAAUUUUCAAAGAACAUGAACGUCACUCAAAAGCUUAUGUUCAUGCUCUUUAUGGUGGAUCAGAAUUAUUAAUGUAUGAUGUUGAAAAGGUUAUCACUAAUAUAGAUUUAGAGAAAGGUACAUACUCAUGGUUAAACAAGAAACACAUUCUUAAUGAUCUCGCAUUAACAGAUGAACAAUUCUUGGAUGUUUGCAUUCUUGCUGGAUUUGAAUAUUGUGGUACUUUUCCACCACUUAACUCUGAAUUUGUCGGAUUCAGCUUUAAAGGUGUCCAUGAUUUAAUUAAACAACAUAGAAACGGUUUUAAUGCUGUUCAGAGUUACGCAGAUCAUGCGGCAGUCAUGAAAACAAAUUAUAUAGAAACUUUCUGUCGUACAAGAUGUGCGAUUAAAUAUCAUAUGAUAUUGACUGAUGAAGGGAAAGUGGAACCUUUGAAUUCAGAAUCUUCACCCAGCGAUAUCCAUGACGUGAUUGGAUAUCGAUUACCUGAUGAAGUUUAUUAUUAUUUGUCAAGAGGAUUAAUGUCCCCACAGGUUAUUAAUACAUUAAUUUCUGGAGUUCUUAUUGAAAGCUCACCAUUAUGUAAUGGCGAAACGCAAGAAUAUCGACAAUUCCUUAGUCAUCUACUUGAACUUCGUGCACAAGCUAUGGGUUUGCUUACUCAACCUUUACACCAGUUUUAUCAUUCUAGACGUGUUAUUAGUGUUUAUUGGUUUGAAGCUAAUACUGCUAACACUGCUAACACUGAACAUGUAUUAAAUCAUAAUGUUGUCCCAAGUGUUCAUGAAACAUUGAACACUUGGAAUGUGUUGGAAAAAUGUUUAGAAGAUGAGAAGAAAGCACAAAAGACAUCUACGAUUGACAUUGCUUUUUGUUUGAAAACAACGGCAACUGAAGAUCAAGCGGCUAAAACAGUGAUGCCAAAAAAUAAUGACAAAAUUAUAGAAUCCAAAGAUGAGAUAUGUGCUAAUGUUUUAUGGAAAUUAUUAGAAUUACGAAAAUUUCUAACACAUUCUCAACAUACUCAUACCACAUGGGGUAACGCCUUCUGUAAAGCACUUAAUAUUACUAAACCUAAUAAUAACAAUGAAUCACAUCAUGAACAAUUAUUCACUGCUUUAGAAUUAAUUAGAUUUGGUUAUUUACAUGGUAAUCAUUAUAGUAGAUCAUAUUAUUCUUCCCCAAGUCAUGUUAGUGAUGAAGAAAAGAAACACAUUCUCUUAAUUUCUAGAACACUUAGUCUUAUUCCUGCCAAGUUCAAGGGUGGACCAUGGAUUGGACCCCUUUCCAGGGAACUUUUAGCUUUUAACAGUUUUGUAAAAGCAUUAAAUCGUUCAUUGAGAAAUUUAUGUGAAAUGUUAACAUUAUCAAUGUUUUUAAAUGGUGAUUGUGUGAAAGAAAGACCUGAUUAUCUUGAUAUUACAUUAAGUUUACCAUUCUUGUAUGAUGUAAAUACUGGAUUGGGAAUAAUUGUGAUGACUUAUUUAGAAAAUGUUAUUGCAGUUACUAAAGAUAAUGAAAACAAAAGUACAAACAAUUCACUCAUAAAUGAUGCACUCAAAAAAAUUGAGGAAACAUUUACAUCAUGCAUAAAUGUGAAAUCUGAUUUAGAGAAUGGAUUUUUGUUUUGGGAUGAAAUUAUUGUUGCCAUAAAAUCUCUUAAGAAUGCAAAAAAUGCAGAAGUUAUUUCAAAUGAAAUUUCAUCUCAAUUCUUGAAUGCCAAUAUAUGGUUAUCUUCAAAACGACCUUAG
Messenger RNA from Diversispora eburnea, 2706 nucleotides. Lineage: Eukaryota; Fungi; Glomeromycota; Glomeromycetes; Diversisporales; Diversisporaceae. The record is from the annotation of a GenBank genome assembly.